Molecule: messenger RNA, 1044 nt
Organism: Diaporthe batatas
Lineage: Eukaryota; Fungi; Ascomycota; Sordariomycetes; Diaporthales; Diaporthaceae
Exons: 4
Coding region: 1-1044 (347 amino acids)
Cellular component (GO): membrane
Source: RefSeq, a predicted model, not a curated record
AUGAGUGAGAACGGCCAAGUCGUGCCAGGCAGCUACUGGAUCUAUGCGCCAAACAAGGGGGCGCCCGUCUUCUUCGCCGUCGCAUUUGCAGUUUCUGGGCUCUGGCAGAUAUGGCAAGGCCACCAGUACAAGUGCUGGCAUGUGACCUGGCACUACACCCUGUGCGCCUUGAUCUUCACGGCGGGCUUCAUCACCCGUGAGAUAGGGGCCUUCGACUACGAGAACCUACCCGUGUUCAUAGCCAGCUCGUGCCUGGUCUACGCCGCGCCCCCGCUGUACGAAGCAGCAAACUACCACAUCCUAGGCCGGGUCCUCUUCUACGUGCCCUACCACUCCCCGAUCCACCCGGGCCGCGUGUGGACGACCUUUGCCAUGCUCGCGUCGGUGGUCGAGGCCCUCAGCGGCGUGGGCGCCUCGUACUCGGCGAACCGGGACCUGCCGGCGCGGACGCAGGACGUCGGCCAGGCGCUCCUCAAGGCGUCGCUCAUCCUGCAGCUGAUCAUCGUCAACAGCUUCGUGGUGCUGGCGGUCCUGUUCCACCGGCGGGUGCGGAGGGCGGGGAUCCACAGCCGGCGCGUCAACAGCUCGAUGCUGACGCUGUACGUCUCCACGGCGCUCAUCGAGGCGCGCACCAUCUACCGCACGGUCGAGUACUUUGGGCUGGCGGGCACCCGGAUCCAGCUGGGCGCCGACCUGCGGGACCUGCCGCCCGAGUUCCGGUACGAGUGGUUCUUUUACGUCUUCGAGGCGAGCCUGAUGCUGGCCAACGCGUUCCUGUGGAACAUCCGGCACCCGCGCCGGUACCUGCCCGCGACGACCAACAUCUUCCUCAGCCAGGCCGACGGGGUGACCGAGGUGGACGGGCCCGGCUACAAGGAUAGCCGGUCGUUCCUGUCGACCCUGUUCGACCCGUUUGACUUUUACGGGCUGGCGACGGGCCGCGACAAGAAGGACCGGUUCUGGGAGGAGGGUCAGCCGGGCAAGAGGGAGGUGGCUGGUGUGAAGGGGGAGGCCAAGCCAGCUGGGCACGAGGAGAGUGCUUGA